Molecule: messenger RNA, 276 nt
Organism: Trichoplax adhaerens
Lineage: Eukaryota; Metazoa; Placozoa; Uniplacotomia; Trichoplacea; Trichoplacidae
Exons: 3
Biological process (GO): transmembrane transport
Cellular component (GO): membrane
Molecular function (GO): ATPase-coupled transmembrane transporter activity
Source: RefSeq, a predicted model, not a curated record
AAGAAAAAUCGUAUACUAUGUAUCGAUGAAGCAACUGCUAAUGUCGAUCUGAAAACUGACGCUAUUAUCCAACGGACAAUUCGUAAACAAUUUAUUGAGUGCACUGUACUAGUUAUCGCUCAUCGUAUAAGUACUAUAAUAGAUUGUGAUCGAGUUAUGGUGUUAGAUGCAGGAAAACUUGUCGAAUUCGACUCACCUCAUAAACUAUUAGAAUUAGAUAGCUAUUUCAGUAAGUUAGUAGCCGAGACGGGUAUUGAAGAAAGUAAAAAUUUACGU